GUGGGAGAGGUUGGCCGGUGGAGUGGAGCAGGCAUCCAACUAGCAGGAUUAGGUGAAGCAGAGUGACACAGGAGCAGGACCUUACAGUUGGGAGUCUCUCCAUGGACUGAACGGCCGGGAGCUCAGAGUGACCCUCUGCAACUGUGCUUUUUUUCCCCCCCUUGCAUCUCAAGCUGAGUCGCCACUAACGGAGGCAUAACUCUACACGCAGAUACACACAUUACACACUGAAGCUAUGGGGACAGUAAGUGAACUUUGCGUGUCCAGCCUUCAGACGUUCUUGUGUCCAGCUGUGAAGGCGCACCAAGAAGCUCCAGUGCCGGACGACCUCACCCCAGAGGAGCAGCAGGAGCUGGAGAAUAUCCGCCGGCGCAAGCAGGAGCUGCAGGAGGACAUUCAGCGGCUGAAGGAUGAGAUAGCAGAAGUGACAAGUGAGAUCGAGAACCUGGGUUCUACUGAGGAGAGGAAAAAUAUGCAGAGGAAUAAACAGGUGGCCAUGGGCCGAAAGAAAUUUAACAUGGACCCCAAAAAGGGGAUCCAGUUCCUGAUUGAGAAUGACUUGCUGAAAAAUACCAGUGAUGACAUUGCUCAGUUCCUCUACAAGGGUGAGGGCCUCAACAAAACCGCCAUUGGAGAUUACCUCGGAGAGAGAGACGAUUUCAAUAUCCAAGUCCUCCAUGCCUUUGUGGAGCUUCACGAGUUCACAGACCUCAACCUGGUGCAGGCCUUAAGACAGUUCCUGUGGAGUUUUCGGCUACCGGGAGAAGCUCAGAAGAUCGACCGCAUGAUGGAGGCCUUCGCUCAGCGCUACUGCCAGUGCAACCCUGGCGUUUUCCAGUCCACAGACACCUGUUACAUCCUGUCAUUUGCCAUCAUCAUGCUAAACACCAGCCUCCACAACCCGAAUGUGAAGGACAAGCCUACUGUGGAACGAUUCAUCUCCAUGAACAGAGGAAUCAACGAUGGAGGAGACCUACCUGAAGACUUGCUCAGGAAUCUGUAUGACAGCAUCAAGAAUGAGCCUUUCAAAAUCCCAGAAGAUGACGGCAACGACCUCACACACACUUUCUUCAACCCAGACAGAGAGGGCUGGCUGCUAAAACUGGGGGGACGAGUUAAAACCUGGAAGAGGAGGUGGUUCAUCCUCACAGACAACUGUCUGUACUACUUCGAGUACACCACGGACAAAGAGCCAAGAGGAAUCAUCCCACUGGAGAACCUGAGCAUCAAGGAGGUGGAGGAUAAGAAGCCUAACUGCUUUGAGCUUUUCAUUCCUGACAACAAGGACCAGGUGAUAAAAGCGUGCAAGACCGAGGCUGACGGACGCGUCGUGGAGGGCAACCACACGUUCUACCGUAUCUCCGCACCCACAGCUGAGGAAAAAGAUGAAUGGAUGAACAGCAUCAAAGCUGCUAUCAGCAGGGACCCCUUUUACGAGAUGCUGGCAGCCAGGAAGAAGAAGGUGUCGUCCAUGAAGAGGCAUUAGAGCUGCUCUGCGCUCCAGACGUUGCACUUGACAGAGCAGGGGGAGGGGAGGGGGGGGAGGGUCCUUGGUCUCUGCUUGCCCUAUCUGGGCCAGUGCAGAGGCCACGGUUGAGGUCUGCCUCAGACUUCUCCAAGGGAUUUCUCUAGGAUACAUACUAAGUCUGGCUUUGGGACUUCAGGCCAGAACAACAGGAAGCAUGCUGGGGUUUCUAGAUAAGAGUCAGGGCCAAAGCCUCCUCUAACCUCCUGUCUGAAUGUCUCUUUCUCUCUCAGCUUUGUGUGUGCUCUCUUUCUAUAAGGCUGAAUGGGAAUCUUGCUGUGUAUCUCAGCAAAAUCCCCUUUGAAGAAG
Messenger RNA from Morone saxatilis (striped sea-bass), 1834 nucleotides. RefSeq names its product cytohesin 1a (gene cyth1a). The transcript has 13 exons. NCBI's taxonomy places the organism in Eukaryota, Metazoa, Chordata, Actinopteri, Moronidae. Gene Ontology annotation, biological process: regulation of ARF protein signal transduction. The record is from RefSeq and is a predicted model, not a curated record. Bases 236 to 1486 code for a protein of 416 amino acids. Gene Ontology annotation, molecular function: guanyl-nucleotide exchange factor activity.